GUGCUAUUACUUCAUUCCGGAACUUCCUUUACCCAGCUUGUGUCUACUUUCCCUCAUCUGUCCCCUCCCCACCCAGAAAGUACACACAAACCUAUUAUGCAGCUGUGCCCGUGGGCUGGUGGGGGAGUGGAGGUGGACCAGCAACACAGCCUGCAGCAGGUGGAAGGUGGCGGUUCCUGCGCAUACUCGGUACACAGCCCCAGAGCCACUGAGCACUGGACAGUCAGAGAGGCCAAACAGGUGGGCACACAACCCCGAGGGCAUCUGGAUCUGGGAGUGUGUGUGUGAGAAAUGGCAGGACAAGUCAUAAUGCAUGGAAAGGUACCUACUUGUCACGGGUAUGACCACUCAUUUGUCUCCUGCCCCCAACUGAAAUCUAUCUUAGGGUUUUUCCUUUUAUCUCUUCCCACCUGACAACCCCACCCCCUCUCACUUACCCUGUGUGUCUUGCCCCACACCCUUUCCACUACUGUCCUUGACAGCAGGAGGCAGCAGAUUGCUGAGGCCCCCACAUGGAGGAGGAUGUAGAACAGGCGGCUGCAAGUGGAUGCGGUGAGAGAGGGCCACCUAGAGUGGCAGCAGCUGGCACUAGGAGCAGGCCCACACCAGCACACCUGGGGGUAGAGCAGAUGCAAGGCAGCGAGGUGGAGACUUGCUGAGGAAAGGCAUACGUUAAUGUAUGUGUGAGGUUAACCCAGGAGGCUGAAUUCCAAAAUUUCCCCUUCCCCUUUCUUCCUUUUACUCAGGUUCUGUUUCAAGCUGAUUCCAGUCAUUUGGGAUUGCCUUCCACUGACAACUUAGUAGGGCUUUCAUUAUAAGCAGGCUUGAGAUAUCUGACCUUUCUCUAGACCUAAACACCUGGGGCUGGGAACAUGGCGGGAGACAUUUACAGAUUACCGGGGGCAAAGUACCAGAAUGACAUUAGAGUAGAAAAGAGGCCUGUCGUUUUUACUGGCUUCUGCAUGUUUUCCUCCCCAGCUUCGGCCACUCUACCCUGCGCACCCUCUCACCUGACAGAAGGGGCUUUUCACUAGGACACUGCUGCCUCCGCUGCGCUGCUGUGCCAGGCCCAGGGAGGUGCUGGGGCUGGGGCCGGCCUUGGCACCCACCAUCCUCGUCCCAGGGAUUAGGCUUAGGUCCACCAGAUGGAAGGCAGAUGAGAGCAGCAGCUGCUUCUGUCCUCAGCCCAUUGGACUGCCACUGGGCUGAGCACCGGGUCCCGGACAGAAUGCGGACGUCUGGAAGAGAACACUGACCUCCAGGAUGUGGUAAAUGCAAACGCCCUGUGAAGGAGCUUUGUCCUCAGGGCCUCAACACUGCGGCCACUCAGGCUGUUCUCUCCAGAUUAUGGGGCAGUUUGUCUAUCUGGCCCCCUGUGGAUUAGCAUUCUUAAUUGGUUUAGGAUUAGACGUCAUCCAUUCAGGUUGAACGGAGUUCCCUGAGGUGGGUGCCUGUCUAUGUGUUGAGGGAACUAUUCCUAGUUUAUGAGGUGGUAAGGAUGUCGGUGGGGUGGGCUGGAGCGGUGACGGGUUAGGUCUGAGAGAAAGCCCUUGCACAAAACACUGUACAAACCCGAAAGGAAGUCUGAGAGACGAACCACCUUCCACGCUGAAGCUUCUAGAACUGGAGCAGAAAGAAGGUGUGGCCCAGGGCCAGCUCCGCCUCCUCCCCGGGAGGAAGCUGUGUGUCAGUUGCCGGAAGUCGCCGUGAGGUGGGGCUUAUGCGGCGGCGCGGUGAAAUAGAUAUGGCGACUGAGGGAGAUGUGGAGCUGGAGUUAGAGACUGAGACCAGUGGACCAGAGCGGCCUCCCGAGAAGCCACGGAAGCACGACAGCGGUGCGGCGGACUUGGAGCGGGUCACCGACUAUGCGGAGGAGAAGGAGAUCCAGAGUUCCAAUCUGGAGACGGGAGAAAGAACUGGCAAAAGUCACUAUCAAGAAGGAAGAUCUGGAGCUGAUAGUGAGUAG
This is a messenger RNA of Piliocolobus tephrosceles (Ugandan red Colobus), 1966 nucleotides long. Its product is annotated as huntingtin-interacting protein K. Gene Ontology annotation, biological process: protein stabilization; negative regulation of apoptotic process. Lineage: Eukaryota; Metazoa; Chordata; Mammalia; Primates; Cercopithecidae. The record is from RefSeq and is a predicted model, not a curated record. The transcript is spliced from 2 exons. The coding region runs from base 1721 to 1966 and encodes 81 amino acids.